AUGAUUCCCUGGUUGUCCCGGCACCCAACAGCAAUAACGAAAAUUUCCACCCCAGUAUUCUUUAACUUUUUAGCAUUUGGUAUUGUCUUAUGUUUUUCAACGUCCGAUUGGCCAUCUGUAAAUAGCAGUACAACCUUACGCGAGCCGAAACCGCGGCUUUUUGCAAAAUAAGAUUUUAUAAGUAUAACAACAAGAACAGGAAAAUAAAAGUAAAAACGACAAGACUAAGAGUAGCAUAAGCAACAACAUGGCAACAACAAAACACAACACUAGAUAGUAGCAACAACAAAGAUAGUAACAACAACAGCAACAGCAAAAACAACGUACAGCAACAGCAAAGACAACAGCAAAGACAACAGCAAAGACAACAGCAACAGCAACAGCAAAGACAACAGCAAAGACAACGGCAAAGACAACAGCAUGCAACAGCAAAGACAACAGCGACAGCAAAGACAACAGCAAAGACAACAGCAACAGCAAAGACAUCAGCAAAGACAACAGCAACAGCAACAGCAACAGUAAAGAUAACAGCAACAGCAAAGACAACAGCAACAGCAAAGACAACAGCAAAGACAACAGCAAAGACAACAGCAAAAGCAACAGCAAAGACAAUAGCAAUAAAACCAACAAACCACAACAAAAAGGACACAAUUAACAAAAACAAAAAGAAUCUGCAUCAAUUAACACGAGCAAAAAACAACAUUCAGCAAGAUAAUCAAAAUCAAGGAAAACCGGGGAAAACAGUAACAACAUAUUGCAGCAACAAACGUUAUUUUAGCGAAGGAACAAAGAGUUUUAGACAAGCUACAGUAAGUCUUUGCUUACCUGUGGUGAACAGAUCCAAUGCCUCAGCAAGACCGGCUUGAGUGUUUGAAUUACCACCGGGAAAAGUGACACCACUCAUUUUGGCUGCUGCAUCUAACUGGGGCAAGAAACUGAAAUCUCUUCUCACUCUGGAAGCGAACGUUACCAUAGCAUACUUAACGUUUAUUCCGGGCUGUACGAGUUGCAUUAUAUUUUCUAUAGCUUUCUUUCCAUUAUUAAAUUUACACGGGCCAACCGAGUCUGAUCCAUCCAUUACAAUAACUAUAUCUUCUAACGUCACCUGUCUUUUGCCAACGGGAAGUAUGCGCAAGAUAUUUGUUAUCAACUUUUUGGCCGUUUCAUCUUUGGAAGGGAUUUCUUCUCGUAACUCUAAAUAGAUUCAUAUACAGCUUGUUCAAAACAUUUAGACUGCAUAACGUAUAGCUAUUUAUGACGUAUUACAACAUUAUCCAUUAGAUUU
Paramuricea clavata is the source of this 1285-nucleotide messenger RNA. Lineage: Eukaryota; Metazoa; Cnidaria; Anthozoa; Malacalcyonacea; Plexauridae. The record is from the annotation of a GenBank genome assembly.